Molecule: messenger RNA, 1629 nt
Organism: Penicillium verrucosum
Lineage: Eukaryota; Fungi; Ascomycota; Eurotiomycetes; Eurotiales; Aspergillaceae
Product: MFS transporter
Exons: 4
Coding region: 1-1629 (542 amino acids)
Biological process (GO): transmembrane transport
Molecular function (GO): transmembrane transporter activity
Source: RefSeq, a predicted model, not a curated record
AUGGAGACCCCUAGGUCAGAUCAGACCCACACCAAUGGAACUAGUACGACAGCCUCCAUCGGGUCUAACAACUAUAAACAACCCAAUGAUUACCUCGACCUACCAAUCCGCGAAGUCAACGAUAACGCCGAUUUACGCGAAUACACCACCGAGACGAGGACAGGGGAAAUCAUCAAGCCGGUCAAGUCCAAUGCUACUGGCAAAAUCGAAGAUUGGAAGAUGGUAACCUUUACCAUCGAUGAUCCGGAGAACCCUAAGAACUGGUCGAAGGCUUACAAGUGGUACUGUACCAUGGUGGUUGCCUUCACGUGUUUUGUCGUCGCCUUUUGCAGUAGUGUCAUUACAGCCGACGUUGAGGGACCCAUCGAGGAAUUCGGUAUCGGUCGUGAAGUUAGCUUGCUUGUUAUCACUGUUUUCGUUAUUGGAUUCGGUAUUGGACCCAUGGUCUUUGCUCCACUCUCAGAGAUAUUCGGACGUCGACCUGUCUACGCCUCGACCCUUGCACUCGCUGUGAUUUUCGUCAUUCCAUGUGCCGUUUCUAAGAACAUUGGAACUCUCAUUGUCUGCCGUCUGAUCGAUGGAAUCGCUUUCAGUGCUCCCAUGACACUAGUCGGUGGUACUCUAGCUGAUCUGUGGAAGAACGAGGAGCGUGGUGUUCCGAUGGCAGCAUUCAGCGCUGCUCCCUUCAUUGGACCGGCCAUCGGCCCACUUGUUGGUGGCUUCCUGGCUGACAAUUGUGGUUGGCGCUGGCUUUACUGGAUCCAGCUUAUUUUGUCCUUUGUCGCCUGGGUCCUGAUCACUUUCACUGUCCCUGAGACAUUUGCACCAAUUUUGCUGAAGAAGCGAGCCCAGAAACUUCGCAAGACUGAGAACGACCCCAAGUAUACCACCGAAACUGAGCUCGAUCCUCGCCCCAUGAGUGAGAAGUUGCGCAUCUUCCUCUUCCGCCCUUUCCAGCUUCUAUUCCUCGAGCCCAUUGUCUUGUUCAUUUCUCUCUACAUGUCGGUCAUUUAUGGCUUGCUUUACAUGUUCUUCGUUGCCUACCCAAUUGUUUACCAGGGUGGCAAAGGAUGGAGCGCGUCUAAUACCGGUCUCAUGUUUAUCCCUCUGGCUAUCGGUGUGAUCUUUAGCGCAGCCCUUGCUCCUUUUGUCAACAAGCACUAUCUUAAGGUCUCCGCAGCAUACGGUGGCAAGCCUCCAGCCGAAAAGCGUCUGAUUCCCAUGAUGUGGGCUUGCUGGUGCGUCCCUGCUGGUCUUUUCGUCUUCGCCUGGACUUCCUACCCCCACCUUCACUGGAUGGGACCGGCGAUGGGAGGCUUCAUUCUUGGAAUCGGUAUUAUUCUGCUCUACAACUCUGCCAACAACUACCUUGUUGAUACCUACCAGCAUCAAGCAGCAUCUGCUCUCGCAGCCAAGACUUUCAUCCGUUCUAUCUGGGGUGCCUGCACCGUCUUGUUCACAGAGCAAAUGUACGAGCGUCUGGGUGACCAGUGGGCCAGCUCGCUUCUUGCAUUCAUCGGCUUGGGUUGCUGCGCCAUCCCCUAUGUGUUCUACUUCAAGGGAGAGUCCAUUCGUCGUUUCUCGAAAUUCGCCUUCCACGACGAUGAGGAGAAAGCCACCAAGGCAUAA